This is a messenger RNA of Oncorhynchus keta (chum salmon), 1341 nucleotides long. Its product is annotated as methylosome subunit pICln-like. The transcript has 7 exons. Gene Ontology annotation, cellular component: pICln-Sm protein complex; methylosome; cytosol. Gene Ontology annotation, biological process: chloride transport; spliceosomal snRNP assembly; cell volume homeostasis. NCBI's taxonomy places the organism in Eukaryota, Metazoa, Chordata, Actinopteri, Salmoniformes, Salmonidae. The record is from RefSeq and is a predicted model, not a curated record. Bases 223 to 987 code for a protein of 254 amino acids.
GACUACGCUCCGCCAACUACAGAAACGGGUGUGGAAAGCAGUUCGUUUGGAGUUAAACAACCAUCGGAAAGGGGUCUGAAAAGACUUUCAGAACACAGCAAGGCAAUUAAAGGAGCGCAGUGUCAUUCUCCUAACCGAAUUGUCCAGGUAACCUCAAAAUUCUCCGGACAUCAUACAUCUUUGUUUAUAAAUCUGCAGAUAGGUGGAAACUAUCCGAUCAACAUGUUUAAUUCACUCCAUGCGGGUUGGGAGGACAGGGAAGCCACGAUGGUGAAUCUGAAAAACGUAUCUCCUCCAAGUGAAGGAAUACGGUACAAUCAAGGUGAAAUCACCGCUGUUUGGAAUGGCGAAGGGCUUGGACCAGGAACUCUGUACAUUGCAGAAACAUGUGUAUCAUGGUUCGAUGGGUCUGGAAUGGGGUUUAAUUUGAAAUACCCGUCAAUCAGUCUCCAUGCAAUCUCACGCGAUUUUACCGCGUACCCAGGAGAGCACCUGUACGUCAUGGUCAACACCAAUCUCAACGGUGAACUGGUAACUGAGAAGUGUGCGGAGGAAGAGGAUAAUGAGAGUACUGAUGAUGACUGCGACGCUGAUUCCAUAAGUCCUGUUACAGAGAUCCGUUUUGUGCCCAGUGAUAAGGCUACCUUGGAGCCCAUGUUCUCAGCCAUCUCUGAAUGCCAGGCCCUGCACCCUGACCCUGAAGACUCCGACUCUGACUUUGAGGGAGAUGAGUACGACGUUGAAGAAGCUGAACAGGGUCAGAUAGACCUGCCCACAUUUCACAACUUUGAGGAGGGUCUGUCCCAGCUCACCCUGGAGGGCCAGGCCACCCUGGAAAGACUGGAGGGGAUGCUGGCCGACUCUGCAUCCCAGAAACACCACUGCAUGGCCGGGGUAAGGCCCGAGGACACCCCAACGGGAUGCUGCAAUGAGUCUGGUGCAGUAGGGGUCUCAGGACAGUUUGAAGACGCCAACGUUGAUCAUUGAUGGAACAGAGAGGCCCUUGUUUGCACCCUCCUGACCGAAAGCUUUUUGAAAACGGGGGCAUUAGGGUGGAAUCGCAGUGUGGAGGGGCCUAAAGGUCUGAUUGCGUAACACAGAUGCAGGCAGUGCCAAGGCACUGGGUCUCUGAAUGAGUACAGAUAAAUAAUUUUAAGUCUCACAAGGCUAAUCUCUACUGGCAGGUCACGAUAGGCCUCAAGUCUGAAGGACUAAAGCAAAUAACAACUGUCACUUUUUUGAAGUGUUUUCAUUUUUGUUACUGACAGAAAAGACCAGCCAGCAGAUUUAUUUUGAGCUUUUGUAUGUUCAAAUAAUAAAACUUGGUUUUGUAUAAAGCUG